This is a messenger RNA of Monosiga brevicollis MX1, 1386 nucleotides long. RefSeq lists its product as uncharacterized. The transcript has 10 exons. Bases 1 to 1386 code for a protein of 461 amino acids. The record is from RefSeq and is a predicted model, not a curated record. NCBI's taxonomy places the organism in Eukaryota, Choanoflagellata, Craspedida, Salpingoecidae. Gene Ontology annotation, molecular function: oxidoreductase activity.
AUGCAGAUGGCCACCGGCCCUUACUACGUCGACAUGGGCGGCCAAUGGGUAUCUCCUCACGUUCAGCCACACGUCACACACCUGCUCAAGGAGCUGGGCGUUACCAUCUACCCCCAGUACAACCAAGGCCAACACAUCAUACAAUCAAGCGAGCCCAAGCGCUACGCUUACACGGGGACCGUUCCCCUGUCCGUCGGCCUUGCCACCGCCCUCAACCUGGGCUUUCUGCUCAGUUGGAUGGAGCGCCUGGUCAUGACCGUGAGCCCCUCUCACCCAGCUUCACACCCCCAUGCAGCUGAUCUGGAUCACCAAAGCCUAUGGGACGCGCUGUCCAACAAAACUUCAAACCGAUUUGUGCGCGAGAUCAUGACUGCCAUCUGCCGGUGCUGUUUUGGAGCCGAUCCGCACGAGGUGUCUUUCCUCUACGUACUUCACUACUCCCGGGCGGCGGGAUGCUUUGAGAAUCUGCUCAAUGUGGACGGCGGUGGUCAAGAGUACCGCAUGACUGGUGGUGCCCAGUCUCUGUACAAUGCAUUGGCAGCCACACUGCCUGAAGAUUGCAUUGCCCUGCAAGAGCCUGUCUGGAAGGUCGAGCGUGUCAAUGAUACCUACCGUGUGGUUCACGGACAGGAUCAAAUGACCGUGGCCAAGCGUAUCAUCAUGGCCGUACCUCCGUCUCAACUGCGCCACAUUGUUUUGGAGCCCGCACUGCCCCUGUGGCGCCGCCGCGCAUACGAGCAUCUGACUAUGGCUCAUCUGACAAAGAUCCUUGUGUCCUACACCACUGCCUUCUGGCGAGCUGACGGCUUGAGUGGACAGCUCUGCAGCUGUGCUGGGCCCAUCUGCAUAGCUAUGGAUGCCACGAGCGAGGACGGCCAGAACCCCGCCCUGGUCAUGUUUAUUGGUGGGGAUGACGCGUACCACUGGAGCCAGACAUCUCCUGCCAAGCGCCGUACGGCUGUCAUCGACCAAUUACAAGCGGUAUUCGGUCCCAAGGCCGGCGAUUAUAUCGACUACAAGGAGAAGGACUGGUCACAGGAACCAUUCACGGGUGGCUGCCCCGUCAACAUUAUGCAUCCAGGAGACAUGAACCUUCAUAGCUGGGAGCAGCUACGUGCGCCAGAAUAUGAGAGCAGCUUCUUCUUCGCUGGAACUGAGGUCGCUACGACCUGGCCCGGCUUUAUGAACGGUGCGGUCGAGUCAGGGUGGCGCGCCGCACGCGAAUGUCUCAAGACUUUGAACAAGCCUACGGGCCAUAUUCCUGUCAUCGGGAGCUUGGCGAGUGAUCCCAAAACGCUACUGCCCACAUUGUCCUACCCGGCCGUCGUCGCCUUGACGGGCGCUGCCCUGUCCGUGGCUGCGUGGUACUUUUGGGCCCAAAAGUAG